Molecule: messenger RNA, 501 nt
Organism: Verticillium alfalfae VaMs.102
Lineage: Eukaryota; Fungi; Ascomycota; Sordariomycetes; Glomerellales; Plectosphaerellaceae
Exons: 2
Coding region: 1-501 (166 amino acids)
Source: RefSeq, a predicted model, not a curated record
AUGGUCCGCUUCUCCUUUGCCGCAGCGCUGUUCCUCGCUCUGCCGAGUCCCGUCGUCCCAGACCCCUCCGGCGAGAAGAACAUCGGCAACGGCAACGGCGUCCAGUUCAUCGGCGGCGCCUGUCUCUCGAGCGCCGACUGCGCCUCCCAGUGCUGCGCAAUCAACGGCGGCAACGGCGGCGUCUGCUCCGGCCUCGGCGCACAGUUCCAGGCCGGCAAGCAGGGCUGCGGCUUCGGCGAUGGCGGCCAGCAGCCGCAGCAGCCCGAGCAGCAGCAACCCCCACAGCAGCAAGAACCGGGACGGAUGGCCCAGCAGCCGGGCGCGGACUCGGGCGCGCCGGGCUCCCAGAACGUUGGUACCGGAAACGGCCAGCAGUUCAUUACGGGGCAGUGCACCAGUGACGCCGACUGUGCUUCCGGGUGCUGCGGCAAUGGACUCUGUGCCGCACGCGCCGUGGCCGAGGCAGCAGGCGGUCCCGGGUGCGGCUUCUCGGGUCGCUGA